Messenger RNA from Diabrotica virgifera virgifera (western corn rootworm), 1453 nucleotides. RefSeq names its product kynurenine aminotransferase-like. Gene Ontology annotation, cellular component: mitochondrion; cytoplasm. Gene Ontology annotation, biological process: biosynthetic process. Gene Ontology annotation, molecular function: L-kynurenine:2-oxoglutarate transaminase activity; pyridoxal phosphate binding. The transcript has 9 exons. The record is from RefSeq and is a predicted model, not a curated record. Lineage: Eukaryota; Metazoa; Arthropoda; Insecta; Coleoptera; Chrysomelidae. Bases 69 to 1337 code for a protein of 422 amino acids.
AUAAUGUAGUGCAGUGUGUUGUGAAAAGGUUUGCAAAAGUACGUUAGAAAAGAGCAAAAUACGCAGUAAUGUCUGAAGUGGAGAAGAGAUUUGUAUUAACGAAGAGAUACCAGAGAACUAAACCCAAUGUGUGGAUAGAAUAUAACAAAUUGGCUUCAAAAUACAAACCUGUUAAUCUUGGGCAAGGUUUUCAAGAUUAUGCUGUACCCAAAUAUAUUACGAACGGUUUAGCAGCAGUAGCAGUUUCUCCCAAUCCUUUAUUGCAACAAUAUACCAGAGGACACGGCCACCCUAGAGUUGUUGAAGCAUUAGCAAAACUUUAUUCGCAAUUGAUUGGAAGAGAUAUUGAUGCAAAAAAUGAAAUUAUUACUACAAUUGGUGCAUACGGUGCACUAGACGCAGCUAUUACUGGACAUACAGAUGUAGGAGAUGAAGUUAUUAUAUUAGAACCAUUUUUUGAUUGCUAUGAACCAAUGGUAAAGUACGCUGGAGGUAUUCCAGUUUUUGUGCCACUUACACCGAAAGAAUCUCGCGGUAAAUUACCAACAUCGGCUGAUUGGACUUUCGACAGAGGGGAGUUAGAAAAGGCAUUCAAUAAAAAAACCAAAUUAAUCAUUGUAAACUCGCCUAAUAACCCACUGGGAAAAAUAUUUUCGAUGGAGGAAUUAACUUUUAUUGCAUAUCUAUGUAAGAAAUGGAAUGUUGUUUGCAUAUACGAUGAAGUAUAUGAAUGGAUUGUUUAUCAGCCUCACAAACAUAUUAGAAUGGCUACAUUACCCGGCAUGUGGGAGAGAACCAUUACCAUUGGCUCUGCAGGAAAGGCAUUCAGUGUGACAGGUUGGAAAAUGGGCUGGGCGUAUAGCCCGAAAUAUUUAAUGAACAAUCUACACAUCGUUGUGCAGAACAGUGGAGUUACUCCAAUACAGGAAAGUGUAGCGAUAGCGAUGGAAAAGGAAAUCGGUAGAUUUGGACGUGAUGAUUGUUUUUUCUUCUCCCUGCCAAAAGAAUUGGAAGCCAAAAAGGAUUAUAUGGCUAAGAUGCUGAGGGACGUUGGAAUGAUUCCUACUAUUCCAGAUGGAGGCUACUUUAUGUUAGCCGAUUAUACUCCUAUUGAGUCAAAAGUUGAUAUGAAUUCGGAAAAGGAUAAAUACAAGGACUACAGAUUUACCAAAUGGAUGAUCAAGAAUCUUAAACUCCUUGGAAUACCCGUUUCAGCAUUUUAUAGCGAACAACAUAAACAUUUAGCUGAAAACCAUGCCCGUUACUGUUUUAUAAAGAGUGCCGAAACUCUCAAAAAGGCUGAGACUAUAUUACAAGAAUGGAAAAAAACCUGGUAAAUGGAUGUGUUAACUACUUAGUAAUCUGCUAUGUUGCUAAAAAAUCUCCUGGAAUAAAUUUGUAUUAUUUUUUGUAUACAUAAAAUAACAAAAAUAAAAUUUUUAGCAAUCAUCAA